Zootermopsis nevadensis is the source of this 2886-nucleotide messenger RNA. RefSeq lists its product as uncharacterized. NCBI's taxonomy places the organism in Eukaryota, Metazoa, Arthropoda, Insecta, Blattodea, Termopsidae. The record is from RefSeq and is a predicted model, not a curated record.
AAACCGCUUUAUAAGCAGCUCGUGGUAAUACAAUAAUUCCGGAAAUGUAUUUCCUUUGUGUUUUUCCAGUGUUCUAACUUAACAGUUCAAGGUUUACGACUGAGUGUGUGUAUUUGUGACGUUAAAGAAGACGGCAAGAAGUCGCGGUCACCAUUAAGCGAGUUUGUGUGCCGAAGAGAAGAGUAGUUGUGUGUGCCUGAACCACGAUGAGGCUUGGUGUGCUGUUGGUGCCCCUGGCAGUUUUGGUGUGCGCUGAAUUACACGAAGUGAACUCAUUCCCAAAACAUGAACGACAGCCGAGAUCACUACUGGACGGGAAUGGUCUCCUUGGUGGACUGGGGAAGAUUCUGAAACCCCUGGGUCACAAUCGCGACGGAUCCAGUUCGAAUUCCGACAGCCGUACGUCGCACCUGGAGUUCACUGGGCCUCUCGGACUCCUGAAGUUCAACGUGGAUUCGGCCUCAGCUAACGCUGGGUCCCGCGGUGUGGGCGGCGCAGGAACCUUAUCAUCUUCGAACGCUGCAUCGAAUGCCCAUUCUGGAGGCGGCGGUGGUAGCUGGGGCGGAAGUGGAAGCUCAGCAGCAUCAAACGCCAAUUCAAAUUCAUUCGGUGGCGGAGGAUUCAGUAAUAGUGGGGCUUCAUCUAAUGCCGGUUCUCAGACAUACGGUGGCGGAGGCGGUAUUCAUAGUUCUGCGGCCUCAAAUGCUGCAGCGAAUGCAGGUUCGAACUCUUUUGGAGGAGGCGGCUCUUCUGCAUUAUCUUCAUCUGAAGCUCAAAGCAGCGCGUACACCAAUUACGACAGGGGAUUUAGUGGCGGAGCUGGUUUCGGCCCUCCACACCCCGGAGGCUUUGGCGCACCAAUUCCAGGCAGACAUUACCACAAACACCACUUCCAGAACCAAUUUGGUGGGGGAUUCAACGGCCAGUUUGGUGCCCAGGGUGGUGGAGGAUUUGCUCCAGGAGGAGGUGAAGUCUUUGGAGGACAAUCUGGAGCAAGUAGCAAUGCUGCUAGUCAAGCAGGUGGAUUCAGUCAAGGUCACGGAUUCAAUGAAGGAGGUAGUUUCGGUGGUGCUAAUGGAUUUGGCGGAGGUUCUGGUAAUGCCAAUCAUGGGUUUACCGGUGGCUUUAAUCAAGGAGGUGGUGGCGGUUUUGGAGGUUCUUCGGGAGGAAGUCAGUCAAGUUCUUCCAGCAACUCGGGUAGUCAGUCAGGUGGUGGAUUAGGAGGUUUAAAUCCAACUGGAAGUAACUCCCAGGCCGCAAGUAAUUCAGCAAGCCAGUCAGGUGGUGGGUUAGGUUUAUACCCAGGUGGAAGUAACUCCCAGGCCGCAAGUAAUUCAGCAAGCCAGUCAGGUAGUGGGUUAGGAGGCUUCAGUCUAAUCAAAACCAAUUCUCAAGCAGCUAGUAAUGCUGCAAGUCAGUCUGCUGGUGGAGGAGUUGGAAGCAACGUUCAGGGCGAAUUCGGAGGUUCAAGUGAUGAUGCUGCUAUUGUUCAAGUCUUUGGGGGUGGUGGAGGUGGAGGCUCGCAUAGUAUUUCCGAUAGUCAGUCUGGAUCUUCAACUAAUGGAGGGCUCGGUAGUUCAUCAAGUCAGUCCAACAGCCAAUCUGCAUCCUCUUCUGGUUCUGGUGGCUUUGGCGGGUCAUCCAGUGGAUCUAGCAGUGACGCUUUAUCGUCUUCUGGUUCGUUUGGUGCUGGUGGAGGUAGUAAUUCUAAAAGCCAGUCGUCUUCAGAUUCGUAUAGUGGAUCAGGAGGCUCCAGAUCUUCCAGUCAGUCCAGUGCAUCAUCCGACAGUGAUGCAAUAAUAUUUAUAAAGUGAAUCCGAUGUGAUUUCUGUCGCAGAAGUUUCUACGUUAAGUGUCAGUCUUCUGAUCAGUCUCCCAAAGAUGUGACUGAUAAAUACUGUGUUUAAUAUUCAAUUUUACGCUGCAGGGCUACAAUAUAAACAUGUAUGAGCUCGUAUGUAACAUUCUUUGCUUUGAUGUGUUCAGUGACACUGGCCCCAUAUCUGUAGAAACUUAUCUUUGCUCAAUUAUUUUAGCGCUUUGACUAGUAUGAUUUUUUAUGAUCCAAUAGACCAUCAAAGACGUAUCCUUUUUCCAAGAGGAAUAGCCCACAUAAAAAUGUUUACAAAAUGAGUUAAUGAAAGUGCUCAUGCUCAAAGAAACUCAAAUUGUAUUGAGAUUCAUAUUAUAUAAAUGCUUUUUAAAGGGGUUGAGUGUAUUCAGGAAAAACAUUUAAUGCACAUGUUAAGAUAGAAAGACCUCAAUUCUUGCCGUUGUUUUAUUAUGUCCAAACUUGUCAUCAUGAAUGUAAUCAGUUUCAGUUCAUGCGCCAACAUUUCGGAUAAAUAUGCCGCCUUUAUCUUCAGGGUUUAAUUGAACAAAGAAUGUUAAAUGGUUACGUGGGGGAAGGUAUAAAGAUCGGGACAGGGCUUUUCAGUCCUGAACAUGGAGGUAGUUUUUCCUGGUGGAACAUUGUCAUGUUUUGUAGGUGAUCACGUUAUGUACCUAGUAGAAUUCAAGGCGCAUUAACACAGAAGAAUACAAUCUGAACUCAUACUUACACCAUUUUUUGUGUUUGGGCUUUGAACUUGUACGAGCAAGGUUGUCAUUUUUAUUAUAUUUCUGAAAACUGAAUAGUUACUUCGGGAAAUAAGUAGGGAGAAAUAUAAAGCUCAUUUGUUUAAACAUAUGAAAAAUGUGUAUUUGGAACUAAUAUAUUUUUCAUAAACGACAAAACCAAAAAACCUGAGUUUAUUAUAAAUCUGACAUUUUAUAUAUGAUUCUUGAUAACUGAUAUGAAGCCAGUUUUAUUUGUAAACAAUAUUUGACAUUGCUUACUAUGUUAAUGCAUUAAAAAGUAUUAAAAUAAAAGUGUUUUGUAAGUAA